UUAUGUUGUUUGUUGGCGAGCAGAAGAGAAAACGAAAAUUCGCUGAGAAAAUCCGUGUGGAAAACGCAAACAGAGGGCCGCCAAGAUGCUGUCCAUGCUGCAGGAGAAGCGUCCGCUGAAGCGCACCCGCCUGGGACCGCCGGACAUCUAUCCGCAGGACGCGAAGCAGCGCGAGGACGAGCUGACGCCCACGAAUGUGAAGCACGGCUUCACGACGACGCCGCCGCUGUCCGAUGAAUUUGGGACGGCCCACAACUCGAACGUGAACGCCAGCAAGGUGAGCGCCUUCUUCACGGGCGUCCUGGCCAAGAAGGAGGAGCUGAUGACGCUGCCGGAUACGGGGAGGAAGAAGCAGCAGAUCAACUGCAAGGACAACUUCUGGCCCGUUUCGCCGCGUCGCAAGUGCACCGUGGACGCCUGGUUCAAGGAUCUCGCGGGGAAUAAACCCCUGCUCAGUUUGGCCAAACGGGCGCCGUCGUUCAACAAGAAGGAGGAGAUCUUCAUCACGCUGUGCGAGAACCAGGUGAACAUGCAGCGCGCCACCUGGUUCAUCAAGCUGAGCGCCGCCUACACUCUGAGUUUCACGGAGUCGAAGAACAAGAAGCGCAGCAUCUACGAUCCGGCAGCCGAGUGGACGGGCAACAUGAUCAAGUUCAUGAAGGAGCUGCUGCCCAAGCUGCAGGAGUACUAUCAGCAGAGUCAUGACAAAUCCUCUUCGAAUGGCAGCUCGGCGGGCAGUCUGACUGCCUCGGGAAAUGGUUCCUCUGGGAGCAAUGGCACCACUGGCAGCAACUCCAUCAAUUCAGUGACCGGUGGAAGUGCUCCAGCAAACGUAAUUCCCGUUCCCAGCAUGGCCAGUCCUUUGCCGCCGAUCCACAGCCCGGCAAACGGGCAACAAGGAGCUCCCGGCCAGGCCGUAGGUUCUAAUAGUGUCCUGCCAGCCACAGGAAGCCUGGGCGGAGUGGUCGGUGGCCCAGGAUCUUCAGUGGUAAGCGGAGCAGCCGGCGCAGGAGCUGCAGUGCCUCCGGGCUCCACCAUUUCCGGGAUUGGCAGCCAGUUCGAGGACAGCCGCAAUGCACUGAAGUACUGGAAGUACUGCCAUCAGCUGAGCAAGUACAUGUACGAGGAGUCGCUGUUGGAUCGACAGGAGUUCCUCAACUGGAUCCUCGACCUGCUGGACAAGAUGCGCACCCAGGCGAGCUUCGAUGAGCCGCUAAAGAAACUGGUUCUCAGCUUUGCCCUGCAGUACAUGCACGACUUUGUUCAGUCCGAGCGUCUUUGCCGCAAGAUGGCCUACAUAGUGGCCAAGAAACUGGCCCAGCUGCUCAACACGGUGGUGGAGCAGCAGGCCAUCAAAGAUCUGGACGACCAGAAGAUGCAACAGGAUCCCUAUGAGAUGGCGCUGCAGGAGCAGAUGAGUUGUCCCCAUCACCGGGACAUUGUGCUGUAUUUAAGCACAAUUCUGCAGAUCAUCACCAUCGAAUGCCCCACGGCGCUGGUCUGGAGCGGAAUAGCGGCCCAUCGAGCGCCAUCCUCGCUACUGGGCAGCCCUUUGGACCAUCUGCCGCUGGCGCCCUCGGUGCUGCCAAUGCCCACGCGCUGUCCGCGAACCAACCAGGAGAUCAGGCGUCAAUUGCGCUCCGCCGAAUCGGAUAUUGUGCUGCGAACACAGCAUGCCGAGCAGCGCUGGUUCGCCGCCAAGUGGCUGAGUGCCGGCAAGAAUCUGUACACCAGUGUGCUGGCCACGCUGGACCACCUGGACACGCACUGCUUCGAUCGCAUGGAGCACAAUAACAGCAUGGACACUUUGUACGCACAUAUAUUUCCCAGCCAAAGUGGCAGUCGCCGGCGGGAGGAGGAUCACCUGGAACCGCGUCCGGCCUACGAACCCAAGCAGGACAAGGACACUGUGCGCAUCCUUUGCGAGUGGGCGGUGUCCGGGCAGCGGUGGGGUGAACACCGGGCCAUGGUGGUGGCCAUUCUGCUGGACAAGCGGCAGAUCGACGUGACCAGCACGGAUCAACAGUCGAGUGACAAGGAUGACAAGGACUCUUUGGCAUCGGGAGCUGGUCUAAUCGAUGGCCUGCCCGUUUUCCAGCACGUGCUGAUGCACUUCCUCGACCACGAUGCUCCCGUUUUGGAUGAACACGUGAGCAGCAGCCAGCAGCGCACCGAGUUCACCAAUCUGGUCCAGCUUUUCAGCGCCCUGAUUCGCCACGAUGUCUUUUCGCACAACGCCUACAUGCACACGUUGAUUUCCCGGGGAGAUCUUUUGCUCGAGUCCGUGCUGGUCAUCAAAUCGGGAACGACGGCCACGAAAACAUCGCCGCCUCCGCCGGCUCCUCCGCCGACGACAACGCAUGGAUUUGAUGACGACGGAUUCGGCGGUGGCCUGGACUUUAAGCACAACGACUUUGACGAUUCGAAUGUGGACGAUGAUCUGGACAAGCUGGUGCAGAACAUUAAGGAGAAGGGUCAGCAGCACGAGGCGCCUGAUAGUCCCAAGAUUGGCCCGCCAGGCGAUGGGGAAACCUCUGGCUCGGGAGGCAGUAUAUCCCGGCACUACGUGUAUACGAAGCACUUUCCCAUUCCGCAGGAUGAUCCCAGCAUGAGCAGCUACAGCAGCGAAAGCAAUCAGCGGUAUAUUCUGCUGUUUGGAGUGGGAAAAGAGCGGGAUGAGAAAAAGCAUGCGGUCAAAAAGAUGUCCAAGGAGAUUGGCAAGCUCUUUACUAAGAAAUUUAGCAUCGAUGUCGCAGCUGCGGGUCAUGUGAAGAAGCAUUCGCGGAAUGAGUUCAACUUUGAAGCCACCACCUCGAAGUGCCAGCAGAUGGCCUACUUUGACCAGCAUGUGGUCACCGCUCAGUGUGCAGCGAAUGUUUUGGAGCAGCUAAAUGGAUUCGCCCUGGGCAACAACAACUACCUGCCGGUGCAGGAGCACGUGGCCUUCCUGUUUGACCUCAUGGAGCUCGCUCUAAACAUCUACAGUUUGCUGGAGCUGUGCGAUAGUCUGCUAAAGGAGCUGCCCGAGGUGGAGCAUCAGUUGCAGCUGAAGAAGUCGAAUCUAGUGCGAAGCUACACCACCUCGUUGGCUCUUUAUAUAGUUAGCAUUCUGCGGCGCUAUCACAGUUGCCUGCUUCUUUCGCCCGAGCAAACGCUGUCCGUUUUCGAGGGCGUCUGUCGCACCAUUCGGCACGUGGCCAAUCCCAGCGAGUGCUCCUCGGCGGAGCGCUGCAUCAUCGCCUACCUGAGCGACCUGCACGAGUCCUGCGUUUUGCUGCAGGGCAAGGAGCAGUCCACGGAGUACUACCAGCAGCUGCAGUGCAUCAAGCGGUUCAAGGACAUUUUCAACACCCCCGAGCAGCUGGGCCUUCCCCCACAGGGCUACAAUCCGCAGUUGCUGCAGGAGCUCUUUAUGGCUCCGCGACGCGGUGGCAAACUGGAUCCUCACUGGCUGGGAACGCUGCACGAGUCGCCGGCCAACGUGUACAGCUUCGUAUCGAACGCCUUGAUUGCCGUUUGCCGGGAGACGGACAACGAGCGGCUGAACGACGUGGCUCUGGCUUGUGCCGAACUGACCGCCAGCUGUAAUGUGCUGUCCGAGGAGUGGAUCUACGCUUUGCAAAGCCUGUGCAGCGGCAGCAAGAGUCCACGGUAUCCGCACCUCGGUGGACAGGUCGACAUUGGGCAGGGCAAGACGCACAACGCUCUGGCGGUCUUCGUUUGUAUCCUGGUGGCCAGGCACUGCUUCUCGCUGGCCGACUUUGUGAGCAAGUUCGCCCUGCCCACGCUGGCCCGUUCGGUGAGCGCCGGUGGAGCUGAACUAAGCGUGGAUGCGGAGGCAGGUGCUCGGCUCACAUGUCACCUCGUUUUGAAGCUUUUCAAGACCCUGGAGAUCCCGCAGCCGGGAAUGUAUUCCGUAAGCACUUCGCCCAAUCCUCUCCAUGCCGUUGGCAACGAUUUUAGCAUCCGCUUGAGCUGCGAUCGUCACUUGCUAGUUGGAGCCCACAAAACUAUACCCAUUGCCGCAGUGCUGGCCGUGCUGAAGGCGAUUCUUAUUGUCGUAGACAAUGCGGCGCUGAAGACUCCUCUAGCUGCUGGCAGCGGUUCCUCCUCCGGCGGAUUGGGCGGCGCCUUUGGCAGCGGCAAGCGCAGUGGCUUCAACACACCUGUACAUCCGGGCAGCACGCCAAAGAGCAACGAGCCUCGGCCUGCGGAUCUCAGCCAGAUACUGGGCACCAGCGAUCUCCAGUUGGGCAGCAGUUUGACCAGCGAACCGGAGGCAUUGCAACAGCCGCCGGUCGGCGGAAUGGAGCAGAUCUCGCUGCUGGAGUUUGCCCAGGCGGUGCUGAAGCAGAUCUGCGCCCAGGAGCACGUCCUCGAGAGAUGCCUGAAGAACGCCGAGCAGCUGUGCGACAUGAUAAUCGACGAAAUGCUGACGGCCAAACAGGCACAGCGCGUGCUGCACAUGAUCUGCUAUCCGGAGGCGGAGUUUAAUAUAAUCUCUGAGUUGGACCAACGCUCGAUGAUUGUGCGCAUUCUGGAGAAUCUGGGACAGUGGACACUGCGCAUUUCUUGGCUGGAUUUGCAGCUUAUGUACCGCCAAUCGCUGAGCAACAACGCCGAGUUGAAUGUGUGGCUUGACACGGUGGCUCGGGCGGCAAUCGAUGUCUUUCACAUGGAGGAAGUGGUCUUGCCGGGCGCCUUGAAGGCCACGCACAAACCCAAACCUUCUACGUGGCUAGUGGCUCCACUGAUCGCCAAACUGACGCCGGCGGUGCAGGGCAGGAUUCUGCGAGUGGCCGGUCAGGUGCUCGAGAGCAUGAACUACUUCUCCAAGGUGUCCAAGUCCGAUUGCAAUAGUUCGGGUAGCGGCGACGAGCGCGAGAAGAGCAACAGUUGUCACAGCAGCAAUAGCUAUGGAUUGGGAGGCGUGGCCGCUCGAAACAAGAAGAUGCCUCUGAAUUACCAACCAUUCCUGGGCCUCAUUCUCACCUGUUUGAAGGGACAGGAUGAGUACAAGGAGAACUUGCUGGUUUCCCUUUAUGCACAGCUCUCGCAAUGCCUGCAGUCCUUUGCCGAGCUGGACACAAUCGGUGGCAUUGAUGAGCCGCAGGCCCGUGAGGAGAUCCUCGAUGCGCUGCAGUUGCGCUUCUCGCUGGUGGGCGGCAUGUUUGAGGCCAUCCAAAAGAACAGCACACCCACCACCGACUGGGCCAUUCUGCUGGCCCAACUGGUUUGCCAGGGUGUCGUGGAUCUCAGCUGCAACCGUGAGCUCUUCACCACCGUGGUGGAUAUGCUGGCCACGCUGGUGCAUUCAACGCUGGUCUCGGAUGACGAGCGGCACUACAUGAACCUGAUGAAGAAGCUGAAGAAGGAGAUUGGAGAGAAAAAUAACGCAUCCAUAAGGGUAAUCCGGCAGCUUCUACCGCUCUACAAGCAGCCCACCGAAGUGAUUGCCUGUGAGCACGCCGGAAUGGACACCAAGGGCAACAAGAUCUGCGACAUGGACAAGAAGCAGCUGCGCAUUUCGGACAAGCAGCGCAUUAGUGUUUGGGACAUUCUGGAGGGUCACAAGAAUCCGGCGCCCCUAUCGUGGGUUUGGUUCGGGGCAGUGAAGCUGGAGCGGAAGCCGCUUACCUACGAGGAAGCCCAUCGGAAUCUGAAGUACCACACGCACAGUCUGGUGAAGCCGAGCAGCUACUACUAUGAACCAUUGCCGCUGCCGCCGGAGGAUAUUGAACCCGUGCCCGAGAAGAUUUGCAUUAAGGAUGAAAUGAAGGCGGACACGCCCUCCUCGGUGGAUCAGUCGCCCAGCGCUGUGGUGGGCGGCACAGGAAGGGGACGUGGCAAGGGAACGACCACGCGAAAACGCAAGCCCAAGAACCCAAAGACGCCGCCCGUCGUCAACACUCAGCAACAGCAGCCUCAGCUGGCGCCGCAGCCGCAACAGCCGCAGAAUGUGCAGCAACAGCAGAUGCAGCAGCAGCAACAGCAGCAGCAGCACAUGCAACAGCAGCAAAUGCAGCCCAAUCCGAUGGGUCAGAUGCCAAUGAAUAUGCCGAUGAAUAUGCAGCAGUUUGCACCCAAUCCGAACAACAUGAUGCAGCAGAAUGCCAUGUUGCAGCAGCAGCAGCAGCAGAUGCAGCAAAUGGGCAACAAUCCGCUGCAGCAGCAGCUGAAUGUGGUGGGCGGUGGCAACGGGCAGCAGAAUCCCCAGAUGAACUUUAUGCAGCAGGGACCGGGAGGCGGCGGAGGAGGCGGACCGCAAGGAAUGCCGGGCCAGCAGCAGCAGUGGCACAAUGCGCCGCAACAGCAGCAACCGCCGCAGGCGUACCACAACCAAUAUGCGCCGCACCAGCAGAAUAUGCAAUCAAAUCGCAUUGAGAGGCCGCCGCUGAAUUCCAACUCCAAGCAGGCUCUAUCCCAGAUGCUCCGUCAGCGGCAGCCUUUCCAGCAGCAGCAGCAGGCGCAACAGGGUCCCGGUGGCGGCUUCAAUCCGAUGCAGCAGCAGCCGCAGCCGUCGCAACAGCAGCCGGGUCCCCAGCAGCAGAUGAAUCCCCAGCAGAUGCGACAGCAGCAGAUGAACCCGCAGCAGAAUCCCCAGACGGUGGCCGCCUUCAACGCACUGCAACAGCAGCAGCAGCAGAACGCCCAGCAGCAACAGAUGAAUCCCAACCAGCAGCAGCAGCAGCAGCAACAGCAGCAAUUCAUGCGCGGCGGCAACAUGCGACCCGGCAUGGCGCCCAACCAGAUGAACCAAAUGCAAAUGGGCGGACAGGGCAUGCCGCAGAAUCCGAUGAUGCAGCAGCAGAUGCCGCAGAAUAUGGUGGGCAUGGUCAAUCCGAAUGCCAACCAAAUGAUGCAGAGCGGCGGAGCUCAGGGAGGCAAUGGAGUGGGCGUUGGAGUGGGCGUUGGAGUGGGAGUAGGAGUUGGUGGCGCCGGCAACAAUCCGAAUAUGGGCAUGGGCGGCAUGCCGCAGCAGGGAAUGAUGCAACAGCAACCGCAGCAGCAGCCGCAACAGCAGGUGCAGUUCCAGAACUUCCAGAAUCAGUACCAGCAGCAGCAGCAACAGCAGCAGCAGCAGGGCAUGCAGCAACAAGGCGGCGGAGCGGGCGUCGGCGUGGGCAUGGCGCCCAAUCAGCAGCAACAGCAGCAGGCCAACAUGAUGGGCAACUUUAAUCCGCAGAUGCAGCAGGCGAAUCGCAACAAUCCCGACUUCAUGGCCGUCGCAGCCGCCGCGCAGCAGCAGCAACAGCAACGUGUUGGCCCCGGAGGAAUGAUGGCCGGCAACCGGAACCAGUACAUGAACCAGGCGCCCAACGUAACCAUGUCCAACAUGAUGGGUCCGGGACCCGGAGGAGUGGUCGGUCAGGUGCCUCCCUACGCCCGACAGCAGUCGGCGGGAGGCGGCAAGCCGGGCGUCUUGAACACGCAGCAACAAUUCCAGCAGCAACAGCAGCAGCAACAACAGCAGCAGCAGCAGCUGAGGCACCAGCAAAUGAUGCAGAUGCAGGGCAUGGGCGGUGGCGCCGGCGGGGGAAUGGGUUCGGGGCCGCAGCAGGCGGGCGGAGCCGUUGGCGGCGGCGGCGGGGGCGGAAUGGUGCCGCAGCAGCAGAGCAUGAACCAGCAGCAGACGCCGAACCUGGUCGCUCAGCUCCAGCGGCAGAACAUGAUGGGCCAGCAGCAGUACCAACCGCCACCGUACUAGAUCGUAGACACUCUUUAGAUGUAAGCCUAGUCCUAAUCAUUUAUUUAUCAGAUGUAUUUGCAAUAAACGUACAUUGAAAACGA
Molecule: messenger RNA, 7791 nt
Organism: Drosophila takahashii
Lineage: Eukaryota; Metazoa; Arthropoda; Insecta; Diptera; Drosophilidae
Gene: kto
Product: mediator complex subunit kohtalo
Biological process (GO): regulation of transcription by RNA polymerase II
Cellular component (GO): mediator complex
Molecular function (GO): transcription coregulator activity
Source: RefSeq, a predicted model, not a curated record